Molecule: messenger RNA, 969 nt
Organism: Phodopus roborovskii (desert hamster)
Lineage: Eukaryota; Metazoa; Chordata; Mammalia; Rodentia; Cricetidae
Product: vomeronasal type-1 receptor 4-like
Biological process (GO): G protein-coupled receptor signaling pathway
Cellular component (GO): membrane
Molecular function (GO): pheromone receptor activity
Source: RefSeq, a predicted model, not a curated record
AUGACUGUCACUGCAGUGUCCAGUGAAGCCCUCUCCAUGUCUUCUCACGAUGAAGCCCUGAAAACCACUGAGGAAGUGGCUCUUCAGAUCCACAUACAUUGUCAGGUUUGGGUAGGGACUGUAGCCAACAUCAUUCUGUUUGUCCACAAUUUCUCUCCUGUCCUGACUGGCAUUCAGAUGAAACCCACACAGACGAUUCUCAGCCACAUGGCUGUGGCCAAUGCUUUCAUCCUCCUCAUCACUGUGUCUCCAAACAAUAUGAUGGAUUUUGCUUCAAGGACUCUUCUGACUGACCUCAGAUGUAAACUUGAGUACUUCCUUCGCCUCAUGGCUCGAAGCCUUAAUAUGUGCUCCACCUCUGUCCUGAGCUCCUAUCAGUUUGUCACUCUUGUUCCUGGUAAUAGGGGUAGAGUCAUGCUCAGAGGAAGGGUCCCAAAUUUGGUGAGUUAUUCUUGUUACAGUUGUUGGUUGUUCAGUGUUGUAAAUAAUGUCUACAUUCCAAUGAAGGUCACUGGUCCACAGAAAACAGGUAAUGACACGGUGUCUAGGAACAAGUUUGUCUGUUCCAACUCUAGUUUCAGUAUAGGUGUUAUCUUCUUGCGUUUUGCCCAUGAUGCCACAUUCAUCAGCAUCAUGGCCUGGACUAGUGUCUCCAUGGUUUGUCUCCUCCAUAGGCAUUACAGACAAAUGCAUCACGUCCUCACUCCAAUUCAGGACCACAGAGUCCAUGCCGAGACCAGAGCAGCCCAUACCAUCCUCAUGCUGGUGGUCACAUUUGUUAGCUUCUACAUCCUAAAUUUUAUUUGUAUCAUCUUUCACAGUUUGUUAAUGGACUCUCGUCUCUGGCUGAGACAUGUAAGUGAAGUUUUGGCUGUAAGCUUCCCCACUAUCUCUCCCUUUCUGUUGAUGUUGAGAGAUCCUAAGGAUCCUUGUUCUGUGCUCUUCACCAUUGAAAUCCAGAGUCUUUAG